GCUGAUAGAUGGCUAAAAGCCACGGAACAGCUCUCCCUGAGUCUGAACGGUGAAAAGAAUGUCCCAGAAAUCCUGGAUAGAAAGCACUUUCACCAAGAGGGAAUGUGUAUACAUACUUCCUGUCUCAAAAGAUCCACACAGGUGUCUUCCAGGAUGUCAGAUUUGCCAACAGCUGGUGAGGUGCUGCUGCGGGCGGCUGGUGAGGCAGCACGCGGGCUUCACGGCCAGCCUGGCCAUGCAGUAUUCAGAACUGAGGCUGGGUGAGGGCGGCGCGCCGGAGCUGGAGGAGUGGACCGUGGAGAAGCACACAGAGGAGCGCCCCACCGACGCCUUCGGCAUCCUCAACUUCCAGGGCGGAUCCCACUCCUACAGAGCGAAGUACGUGCGCCUGUCCUACGACUCCAGAACCGAGGCCAUCCUCCAGCUCCUGCUCAAAGAGUGGCAGAUGGAGCUUCCCAAGAUAGUCAUCUCAGUCCACGGCGGCGUCCAGAACUUUGACCUCCACCCUCGGCUCAAGCAGGUGGUAGGGAAGGGGCUGGUCAAGGCCGCGGUCACCACAGGGGCCUGGAUCCUGACCGACGGGGUGAACACAGGCGUGGCAAAGCAUGUUGGUGAUGCCCUCAAAGAGCAUUCCUCUGGAUUGGUUCGGAAAAUCCGCACCAUCGGAAUUGCCCCCUGGGGAGUCAUCGAGAACAGAAAUGACCUCAUCGGCAGAGAUGUGGUCACUCCCUACCAGACGCUGCUGAACCCCCUGAGCAAGCUGAACGUGCUCAACAGCCUGCACUCCCACUUCCUCCUGGUGGAUGAUGGGAUGGUGGGGAAGUACGGUGCGGAGGCCGUACUCCGUCGCCACCUGGAGAAGCACAUCAGCCAGCAGAGGAUCCAUGCCAGGAUCGGGCAGGGGGUGCCGGUGGUGGCGGUGGUCCUGGAGGGCGGGCCCAACGUGAUCCUGACGGUGCUGGAGUACCUGCAGGAGAGCCCCCCUGUGCCCGUGGUGGUGUGUGAGGGGACCGGGCGCGCUGCUGACAUCCUGGCCUACGUCCACAAGCACACUGAGGACGGAGGAUUUCUUCCUGACGGGGUUGAGGUGGACAUCGUCGGGACAAUCAAAAAAACCUUUAACUUCAGCCACGGUGAUGCCAUCCACCUCUUUCAAACCAUGAUGGAGUGCAUGAAGAACAAGGAGCUGAUAACGGUGUACCAUGCAGGAACAGAGGACCCGCAGGACAUCGAUGUGGCCAUACUGAGAGCACUUUUAAAAGGCACCAAUGCAUCAGCGUUUGACCAGCUUGUGCUCACCCUGGCUUGGGACCGCGUUGACAUCGCCAAGGAUCACGUGUUUGUCUAUGGGCAGCAGCUGCUGGUGGGCUCUCUGGAGCAGGCCAUGCUGGAUGCCCUGGUGAUGGACAGGGUGGAGUUUGUGAAGCUGUUGAUUGAGAAUGGAGUCAGCAUGCACCGCUUCCUCACCAUCAGCCGCUUAGAGGAGCUCUACAACACGAAACAAUCCUCAACGAAUCAGACCCUCUUUCAGCUCGUAAGAGACGUCAAACAGGGUCACCUUCCCCCAAACUACAAAAUCACCCUGAUAGACGUGGGCCUGGUCAUCGAGUUCCUGAUGGGUGGGACCUACAGGUGCAACUACACCAGGAAGCGCUUCCGGAUCAUCUACAACAACCUCUACGGCAGCAGCCGGAGGUCUGGCCGGCACAUAACGAUCGGUGGAUCGCACCUGCACAAGAACCGCGAGUCCUUCUGCAUUCACACCGACAAGAAGGAAAAGACCAGGCACAACCACUUCAUCAAGACCGCGCAACCGUACAAACCCAAGCCGGAGUCCUCCAGACAGCAGGCGAGGAAGAGGAGCAGGGAGGAGGUGGUGGACAUCGAUGACCCGGAGACGCAGCGCUUCCCGUACCCCUUUAACGAGCUGCUGGUGUGGGCCGUGCUGAUGAAGAGGCAGAAGAUGGCGCUCUUUUUCUGGCAGCACGGGGAGGAGUCCAUGGCCAAGGCCCUGGUGGCCUGCAGGCUCAGCCACUCCAUGGCCGAGGAGGUCCAGAAGAGCGACGUGGUAGACGGCACCUCCGAAGAGCUGAGGGGGUACUCCAAUGAGUUUGGCACACUGGCGGUGGACCUGCUGGAGCAGUCGUUCCGGCAGGACGAGACCAUGGCCAUGAAGCUGCUCACCUACGAGCUGAAGAACUGGAGCAACUCCACCUGUCUGAAGCUGGCCGUGGCCUCCAGGCUGCGGCUCUUUGUGGCUCACACCUGCACACAGAUGCUGCUGUCUGACAUGUGGAUGGGCCGCCUCAACAUGAGGAAGAACUCCUGGUACAAGGUGAUUCUGAGCAUCCUGGUUCCCCCGGCGAUCCUGCUCCUGGAGUACAAGAGCAAAGCGGAGAUGGCGCAUAUCCCUCAGUCGCAGGACGCCCACCUGAUGACGCUGGAGGACGGGGAGCACCCCUUCCACCACCCCGCCGCCCACGACCACAUCCAAAUGGAUGUUUUGAGGGAGGGGCGGCAGAGUGACCACGCUGAGCUGAAAAGUGAGAGCGAACAUCACCUCCGCACCCGGAGAAUCCCCGUCACCCGCAGGUUCUACGCCUUCUACCAGGCGCCCAUCGUCAAGUUCUGGUUCAACACGCUGGCGUACCUGGGCUUUCUGAUGCUGUACUCGUACGUGAUUCUGGUGCGGAUGCCCCCCAUGCCGUCCUCGCAGGAGUGUGUGGUCAUCCUCUACAUCUUCACCUCCGCCGUAGAGAAGACCCGAGAGAUGUGCAUGUCUGAAGCUGGGAAGAUAACUCAAAAGAUCAGAGUCUGGUUCAGUGAUUACUUUAACAUUUCGGACACGAUUGCAAUCGUUACCUUCUUUGUGGGAUUUGGACUGAGAUUCGGAACGGGCGAUGUCUUUACGGCUGGGAGAAUAGUUUACUGCCUGAACAUCAUAUUUUGGUUUGUGCGGCUUCUGGACAUCGUUGCGGUGAAUCAGUACGCUGGUCCCUACAUCAUGAUGAUCGGCAAAAUGGUGGCCAACAUGUGUUACAUAGUGGUGAUAAUGGCCGUGAUUCUGGUGAGUUACGGGGUCCCCCGGAAGGCCAUACUGUACCCCAACGAGGAGCCAUCCUGGACGCUGGCCAAGGACGUGGUGUUCCAGCCGUACUGGAUGAUGUAUGGGGAAGUGUAUGCCUAUGAGAUCGAUGUGUGCGCAGAGAACAGCGAGAUGAAGGAGCUAUGUGGCCCUGCUGUUUGGCUGAGCCCUCUCUUGCAGGCCGUGUACCUCUUUGUUCAGUAUAUUCUCAUCGUAAAUCUGCUCAUCGCUUUCUUCAACAAUGUGUAUCUGCAAGUGAAGUCCAUCUCCAACCUGGUGUGGAAGUACCAGCGGUACCAUUUCAUCAUGGCGUACCACGAGAAGUCUGUCCUGCCCCCACCUCUCGUCCUCCUCAGUCACCUGGUCUCCGUUUUCACCUGCGUCUGCAGGAAGAGGAAGAAGGCCGGCAUGACUUAUGGGCCAAAGCUGUUUCUGACUGAGGAGGACAGGAAGAGGCUCCACGACUUUGAGGAGCAGUGCUUGGAAACGUACUUCCGGGAAAAGGACGACCACUUUCAUUCCGGGAGCGAGGAGAGGAUCAGGGUCACCUCUGACAGGGUGGAGGGGAUGCUCCAGCAGCUGAAGGAGGUGGGAAAGCGGGUGAACUUCAUCAAGCGCUCCCUCACCACGCUGGACUCCCAGAUCGGGCACUUGCAGGAUCUGUCGGUCCUGACGGUGGACACGCUGAAGGGCCUUUCCGCCCAGCGUGCUUCAGAGGCUUGCCAGGUGCACAACCAGAUCACCCGCGAGCUCAGCGUCUCCAAGAACCUGGGGCCCCGGCCCCUGGACAUGCCCUCUCAGCCUCAGGGCCCCGCCCUGCUGAGGCGCAGCACGGCGGCUGGCCUCGGGCCCUCCCUCCAGCAGGGCGGGGCCGGUGUGGCCGACUCCCUGUUUCGGGGUGGGGCCCGGGACACGAGCAGGAGACGGGGGCCGGAGGCAGAGCCGGGGGUUUCGGACACCGCCCUGUCUCCGCCCGAGCUCCGCCUCGGGGGCCGGCCCCUGGACGAGGGGCGCCCGCCAUCCCCGGCGGAGGGCACCCAGAACAGCGCCACGCCCAGCAGCCUGCCCUGGGCGGCUAAGUUUUUUGCGGGCCCCCCCUCUCCAGUGGGGCAUAAGGGCGUCCUGCCGGAAAGCUUCAGUCUGGAGUUUGGGGCGUUUGUGGGACAUAAAGACUUUGAGUACCCUCGCUGGUUUGGAGAAGGCCUCACUGGGGGGAACAGGCCCCUCACCCCGUCACUGAGGGGCAGAGACACAGGCUCCCCUAGUGGACUGAUGAGGACAGUGAGUUCCUACGCUGGCUUCACGGAAUUUGACAGACCGCCCUCUUCCCUCUACCCCAACUCAGCUCUCAGUGGGAGGCCGCAGAGCCGGGUGUCCUCAGAGGAUCCCCUCCAUCAGCAGAGAUCAGGGCCGCUGGGCAAGUCAGCACAGCUCAGCAAUCUGUCUUCAGGAGAGGAGCUCUUGAAUGCCUCCGCAUCUCUGCUCAUGUUCAGAAACGCACACCUAGGGGCCAGGAAAGACUCCAUCGGGUCUCCCUUCAAGCCCUUGGACACCAGCCUGCAGUAUUCAGCUGUGGAGCGCAAUAACCUGAUGAGAUUAUCGCAGAGCAUCCCAUUCACCCCUGUCCCUGCAAGAGGAGAACCCGUGACUCUGUACCGUCUGGAAGAGAGCUCUCCCAAUACCAUCAACAACAGCAUGUCCUCCUGGACCCAGAGGGGGCUGAGUGCCAAGAUCGAAUUCCUCAGCAAGGAGGAGAUGGGCGGGGGCCUGCGGAGGGCGCUCAAGGUGCAGUGCACCUGGUGCGAGGACAACGUGCUGAAACCGGGACACCUGUACAUCGUCAAGUCCUUCCUGCCGGAGGUGGUGGACACCUGGCAGAGCGUCUACAGGGACGACACUGUUCUGCAGCUCUGCCUGAGGGAAAUUCAACAGCAGAGAGCGGCACAGAAACUGACCUUUGCCUUCAACCAAAUAAAGCCCAAGACUAUCGUCUACUCUCCCAGGUUCCUGGAAGUGUUCCUGUUGUACUGCCACUCAGCCAGCCAGUGGUUUGCCAUCGAGGAGUGCAUCAGUGGCGAGUUUAGGAAGUUUAACAACAACAAUGGGGACGAGAUAGUUCCCAGCAGCCUGCUGGAGCAGACGAUGCUGGCCUUCAGCCACUGGUCCUAUGAGUACACCCGGGGAGAGCUGCUGGUGCUCGACCUGCAAGGUGUCGGGGAGAUUUUGACAGAUCCAUCUGUGAUAACAAGAGGCGAAAAUGAGUCGUAUGAGAUGAUAUUUGGGCCAGCAAACCUGGGGGACGAUGCCAUCCGCAACUUCCGAGAGAAACAUCACUGCAAUGCCUGCUGCCGGAAGCUCCACCUCCCCGAUCUGAAGAGAAACGAGUACACCCCUGACAAAGUCACCCUGCCCCCCGAUGACACCCCUGGCGAGGGUUCCGUCGAAUCACAGAGCAGCACCAAAAACGAGACACCCCCUAUGCGGCUGAUGCAGUCAAAGCGGGCACACAGUACACCUGUGACAGAAGUCCAGGGAAGUUCACCGUAGCCGUGGAGUCCCAGAUCGUUUCAUGGUUUAUUUUU
Molecule: messenger RNA, 5667 nt
Organism: Conger conger (European conger)
Lineage: Eukaryota; Metazoa; Chordata; Actinopteri; Anguilliformes; Congridae
Product: transient receptor potential cation channel subfamily M member 7-like
Exons: 40
Coding region: 59-5632 (1857 amino acids)
Biological process (GO): protein phosphorylation; monoatomic cation transmembrane transport; calcium ion transport
Molecular function (GO): protein serine/threonine kinase activity; calcium channel activity; ATP binding
Source: RefSeq, a predicted model, not a curated record